CAGCUCCCCAGCCCCCCCUCUUACGCGAGGCCCCCUUUUUGUGGGGAGGGUGUCCCUUCCCGCUCCCUUCCUGCGCCAGGCUGCAGGAGAGGCUCUAUUCAAGCCCCCUUUGUGCUUCAGGGGGUCCCAAUUACAAUUGGGGGCGCCCCUCCCUCUUUUCCAGCUCCCCUUUCAGGCUCUCCCUCGUGGGGCAUCUCCCCAUUUUCUAUCCCCCCCCUUUUUUUUCAAAGAUUGGGGGAUAUCCUUCCCCUUUUCCUUAUUUUAACGCCCCCCCUUUCCCUCCCUUGUCUGAUUGGAAAUAAUUACAACUUCUGUAAUUACAAAAUUCCUUUAAUAAUUCCUUUAAUAAUUCCUAAUUACAACUUUCCAACCGGGAAGGGUCGCUCUCCCUUCCUGGGAACUUGCAGGGGUCUGAAAGGCAUCCUUGUCAACAGGAAUUUGGGGGGGGGGGAAACCAGGGGGGUGGGUGCCCCCACACAUUUUUUAGGGGAGAGGAGCCCCCAAGACUGUGGUCUGAAAUUUAGGGAUCCCCUUCCCCUUUUUGAAGUGCAGCAUCUCUCGAAAGGGAGGAGAAUUUUUAAAACUGCACUUAUUUUCCAUUGGGGGGGUUGUAUUAAUCCUUCCUGCUUUGGGGCACCUGAUUGCUCCCCUCCCUUUAUGGGAACAAACCUUUUUGUCCCCAAAGUUUCUUUUUCAUGCAUGCUUGCAAUCUUUUUUUCAGGGGGUGCACCCUCUUCCUCUGCCUGGUUCCCUAAUUUGCCUGCCUUCCUCAUUUGGGGGAACUUCAAUCUUUUGGGGGGGACUUUUAUCAUCUGCGUUUAAUGCACUGUUGCUUUUUUAACAGGGGGCCCCUUCUGGCUUUGCAAAAUUGGAGCUGAGACUUGCUGGAGAUUGCUUGAUUCCCUAAUUUGGGGGAGCUUAAAUAUUUGGGGGGCCUUAUAAUUGCUCUGUCAACUUCUGUUUGCUUCUUAAUCUGGAAGAAAAGCCUCUUGUCCUUUGAAUGAUACGCUUACGUAUUUAAUGGAAGGAGAUUGUUUUUUUCAGGGUAGGACAGUAUCUUAUCCACUCCACUUUCCCCCCCCACCCCGGAAGUAAAAUUUUUUUUAAAAAGCCUGCAUUUCAGGAAGCAGCCCUCCCACCCUUCUGCUGUGGGUCUGCCCCUCUGCGAAGUUUGACCAUGGUGAAUUUUUCUGAACUGUUUAAAGCCUCCAGCCACUUGUGCAGAUUUUCUCCGGACGGGAAAUACCUGGCUUCGGGGGUGCAAUACCGUUUGGUGAUCCGAGAUGUCAACACCCUUGAAAUUCUGCAACUCUUCACCUGCUUGGACCAGAUCCAGCACAUUGAGUGGUCUUCCGAUUCCCUAUUUAUAUUUUGCGCCAUGUAUAAACGUGGAAUCGUGCAGGUCUGGUCGUUGGAACAGCCGGACUGGCACUGCAAGAUCGACGAAGGCUCGGCCGGGCUGGUGGCCUCCUCCUGGAGUCCUGACGGGCGUCACAUCUUGAACACCACCGAGUUCCACCUGCGGAUCACCGUCUGGUCCCUGUGCACAAAAUCCGUGUCUUACAUCAAGUAUCCCAAAGCUUGUCAGCAGGGCGUCGCCUUCACGAAAGAUGGCCGCUAUCUGGCCCUGGUAGAACGAAGGGACUGCAAAGAUUACAUUAGCCUCUUCGUCUGCAGCAACUGGCAGCUUCUAAGGCAUUUUGAGACCGAAACCCAGGAUGCUGUGGGAAUCGAUUGGGCCCCCAAUGGCUGCGUGUUGGCAGUGUGGGACAGCUGCCUCGAGUAUAAAGUUCUGCUCUACACCCUUGAUGGACGUCUCCUCUCUACAUACAAAGCUUACGAAUGGUCUCUGGGCGUGAAGUCUCUUACUUGGAGCCCCAGCAGUCAGUUCUUGGCCAUUGGCAGCUACGAUGGAAAGGUACGGAUUUUGAACCACGUGACCUGGACGAAGAUUGCAGAAUUCGACCAUCCCACAAAUGUCACUAACUCAAAAACAGUUGUCUACAAUGAAGUAGAGAAAGCCCCAGCUGUGAACCUGGAGAAGUUGACUUUUCCUCCCAAUCAGAGAAUGGCAAACGCCCUUUUCAGCAUAAAGACAAAAUAUGACGUUGUCCAAGCCCCCAUUUCUUUGCACCACGUCAAACCUCCAGCAGAUCGGGCGAAUCCUAGAAUUGGCGUUGGAAUGUUAGCCUUCAGUUCUGAUAAUAGUUUCUUAGCAACCAGAAAUGACAACCUCCCAAAUGCUGUCUGGAUCUGGGAUGUUCAGAAGAUGAAACUCUGCGUGGUCCUGGAGCAUUUAGGUCCAGUUCAGCUGUUCCAGUGGGAUCCCCAUCAAUCUCGGCUUGCUCUGUGUACUGGGAAUAAUAAAGUGUAUCUCUGGUCUUCAGCUGGAUGUACAUCAGUGCAGGUACCGAUAGAAGGUGACUUCAAGGUGACUUGGCUUUCCUGGCACCCCAGUGGGGACUUCCUGAUUCUUCUGAGCAAGGACAAUUUCUGUCUGUGCUACUUGGAAGGAGAAGGAGAAGCUGUAAAAUAGCUACAUCCAAAGUGAAGCUAAGUGGAAAAUUAAAACAAUCAUCACUUGCUUUUACUUUCAGUUCUCUGAGAUUAGGAGGAAAAAAAAGUCAAUCUUGAUGGUCAGUCCAUCUUGUUUUCUGGGGACAAACAUGUCAUUUAAAUCUGUACAUCAAAAUGGAUGGGCCAGAGACUUAGUUCUGAAUGUACUUUCUGUAAAAUGUCCAACUACGAAGUCCCCCCAACAGUAGGAAACUGGUAUUUGAACUUAAAGGAUGUAUAUUUCAUGGCAUGCAACCUGCGUUGUUUCUCCAGUUUUCAAUAAAUGUGUUCUGUAAAGUGCAGUCAAAA
Python bivittatus (Burmese python) is the source of this 2865-nucleotide messenger RNA. It is a transcript of the gene WRAP73, whose product is annotated as WD repeat containing, antisense to TP73. Gene Ontology annotation, molecular function: protein binding. The record is from RefSeq and is a predicted model, not a curated record. NCBI's taxonomy places the organism in Eukaryota, Metazoa, Chordata, Lepidosauria, Squamata, Pythonidae. Gene Ontology annotation, biological process: microtubule anchoring at mitotic spindle pole body. Gene Ontology annotation, cellular component: microtubule organizing center; MWP complex.